UAAUGCGUCAAGCCAAUGGAAACCACGGGGAAUCCUGAUAAGAGCGACAAUCUAGGGAGAGACGCUAUCGCGGCCUCAGGUGUGCUGAUAACGCGUGACGUCACAGCGCGCGCGCGGCCUCCUCAGUCGUGUUGCGCGCGCACGAGUGAACGUGCGUUUUUGUGUUUUUUGCGCGGCGUCGCCGCCGGCGCGAUGAGCUCGGGCAGUGAUGAGAGUGUGGAAAAACCUCGGUGGCCCGGCGGCAUCUUGCGCAGGAGCGGCGCGCGCGUUGCGCGCCGCGUCCUCCACGUCAAGUACCGCAGCGUCUCGCCGGUCCCGAGCGCCUUACCGCUGGACUUGGACGACACCGUCUCAUGCUUCUGCAGGAAGGCGCGGCGCAAAGACCGCGAGGGCGAGGCGGCAGGCGACCCCAAGCUUUACCUCCAGGAGGCGCUGCUGGAGCGCAAGCUGCCGGAGCUGGACAUGCGGCAGCUGGUCGACCUGCCGCGCCACCUCGACUACAACGAGUGGCUCGCCUCGCACACAUUGGCGCUAUUCGAGCACGUGAACCUGGUGUACGGUGCGGUGUCGGAGUUCUGCACGGCGAGCAGCUGCCCCGACAUGUCGGGCCCCGGCGGGCGCGUGUACGCGUGGGUGGACGAGCGCGGCAAGAAGGCGCGCGUCGCCGCCCCGCAGUAUGUGGACUACGUGAUGACGCUCACGCAGAACACCGUCAACGAUGAGACGCUCUUCCCCACCAAAUACGCGAACGAGUUCCCGGCGAUGUUCGAGUCGGUGGUGCGGCGCGUGGUGCGGCUGCUGUUCCACGUGGUGGCGCACCUGUACGCGGCGCACUUCCGCGAGCUGGCGCUGCUGCGCCUGCACGCGCACCUGCACCUCACCUUCGCGCACCUCACCGCGCUGGACGCGCGCUUCCAGCUGCUCGACCACAAGGAGACCGAGGUGCUGCGUGACCUGGAAGUGGCGCUCCGACUGUCGGAGCCGGCCUCGUCGCCGCGACGCUCGCCCGUCGUCACGCAGCCGCUCGGCGCCGCGUGACCGGCGACGCCCAGCAGCAGUGACUGCGCUGUGUGACCGGCGGCGCCUUCUAGCAGUGACUGCGCCGUGUGAUCGGCGGCGCCCACUAGCAGUAACUGCGCCGUGUGACGGCGGCGCCUUCUAGCAGUGAC
Cydia splendana is the source of this 1169-nucleotide messenger RNA. It is a transcript of the gene Mob2, whose product is annotated as MOB kinase activator-like 2. NCBI's taxonomy places the organism in Eukaryota, Metazoa, Arthropoda, Insecta, Lepidoptera, Tortricidae. The transcript is spliced from 5 exons. Gene Ontology annotation, molecular function: protein kinase activator activity. The record is from RefSeq and is a predicted model, not a curated record. Gene Ontology annotation, cellular component: nucleus; cytoplasm. Gene Ontology annotation, biological process: positive regulation of protein phosphorylation; signal transduction. Bases 16 to 1038 code for a protein of 340 amino acids.